Phlebotomus papatasi is the source of this 2412-nucleotide messenger RNA. It is a transcript of the gene okr, whose product is annotated as DNA repair and recombination protein RAD54-like. Gene Ontology annotation, molecular function: ATP binding; ATP-dependent chromatin remodeler activity; DNA translocase activity. The transcript is spliced from 2 exons. The record is from RefSeq and is a predicted model, not a curated record. Gene Ontology annotation, biological process: double-strand break repair via synthesis-dependent strand annealing; reciprocal meiotic recombination. Gene Ontology annotation, cellular component: nucleus. Lineage: Eukaryota; Metazoa; Arthropoda; Insecta; Diptera; Psychodidae. Bases 64 to 2370 code for a protein of 768 amino acids.
AAUUGUCUCACAUUGCCUACUGGGACAGUGUUUUCUUCGGUGUUUUUGUUGUUUCGCGGGAAAAUGAGGAAAAGCCUCGCGCCGAGUCAAACAGGCACCAAGCGCCCCAAUGCCACCUUCAAAUGCCCCCUCACAGAGCCCCUGAAGCGCCCCAGGCGCUGCAAUGAGACUGAAAAGAAGCCUCCUCCGCCUCGGAUGUCCGUCUCUGAGCAUGAAGAUUUGAUAGCCAAGAUCCUCAGUCGUCCCUUUAAGGUUCCCAUUCCGGACUACGUGCCAGAUUCUCAUGGGAAUCGCUGCUUAGGGCUGAAGAGGAGUAUCAUCCGGCGAGCUCUUCAUGAUCCGUAUGCCUGCAACGCCUUGGUGGUGUACACUCCUCCUGAACUCAGUCAGCACGACAAGAUUCAUGUGGAUAAAUCCAAGAUUCUGGUACAUGUGGUGGUGGAUCCAGUUCUGGGGAAUAUUUUGCGUCCUCAUCAACGGGAGGGAGUGAAAUUCAUGUAUGAUUGUGUAACUGGAGCCAAGGGGGAUUUCUAUGGGUGUAUAAUGGCAGAUGAAAUGGGCUUGGGGAAGACACUUCAGUGUAUUACGUUGAUUUAUACUCUGCUGAGGCAGAGUCCAGAGUGCAAACCGACAAUCAACAAAGCCAUCAUCGUCUGUCCGAGUUCUUUGGUGAAGAACUGGUACAAGGAAUUUGGGAAAUGGCUGGGCAGCCGGGUAAAUGCCUACGCUGUGGACAAUAGCUCCAAGGAGGAAACUAUUAAGAAUCUUGAGCAGUUUAUGGCAAAUAAAGCUGUAAGAUCGGGGACUCCUGUACUGAUCAUCAGCUACGAAACUUUUCGCAUCUACAGUGGCAUCCUCAAUGCCUCGGAAGUGGGCAUGGUGCUCUGCGAUGAAGGACAUAGGCUGAAAAACUGUGAAAAUCUGACUUACCAAUCUCUCAUGGGGCUCCAGACCAAACGACGCGUGCUUCUGUCCGGGACACCCAUUCAGAAUGAUCUCACUGAGUACUUCAGUUUGAUCCAUUUUGUCAAUCCCGGAAUGCUGGGCAGUACAGCUGAGUUCCGGAAGCAAUAUGAGAUUCCAAUUCUGCGUGGUCAGAAUGCGGAUUCUACGGAUGAAGAGCGGAAAAAAGCCACGGAAAGGCUGACAGAACUCACGAAUAUCGUCAAUCAGUGCAUGAUUCGACGUACCAGCCAGCUCCUGACCAAGUAUCUUCCCGUAAAGUUCGAAAUGGUCAUCUGCGUGCGACUGUCAGAAGUCCAAGUAAAUCUCUACAAAAACUUCCUCAAAUCCGACUCGAUUCGCAAAACCGUGCUCAAUAAGGAUGAAGUGAAAGCCAAUCUCACUGCCCUGUCCAGUAUCACGUCCCUCAAGAAGCUCUGCAACCAUCCGGAUCUGAUUUAUGAGAAAAUCCAAGAGAGAGCUGAAGGUUUCGAAAAUGCCGAAAAGUUCCUACCUCCCGGAUACAGUACCAGGGAAUUGCUGCCGGAACUCAGUGGGAAGCUUAUGCUGCUGGAUUGUAUGCUGGCCAAUAUCAAGAUGAGCUGCGACGAUAAAGUUGUCCUCGUGUCAAAUUACACGCAAACCUUGGAUGUCUUCGAGAAACUUUGCCGGAAAAGAGGUUAUGGCUACGUUCGACUGGACGGCUCGAUGACCAUCAAGAAGCGCGGGAAGGUCGUCGAUGAGUUCAACAGAAGCGACUCUGACCAAUUUGUCUUCAUGCUCAGCUCCAAGGCCGGAGGAUGUGGUCUCAAUCUAAUUGGAGCCAAUCGCCUGGUGAUGUUCGAUCCCGACUGGAAUCCAGCAAAUGACGAACAGGCAAUGGCUCGAGUGUGGCGCGAUGGACAGAAGAAACCCUGUUUCAUCUAUCGCCUCCUGGCCACGGGAACCAUCGAAGAGAAAAUCUUCCAACGGCAGACACACAAAAAAGCCCUCUCGACCACCGUUGUGGACAACAAUGAGGAUGCAGAGAGGCACUUCACCCAAGACGACCUUCGAGAUCUCUUCAAUCUGGACGAGAAGACCCUCUCGGACACUCACGGGAUCUUCAAAUGCAAGAGAUGCGUCAAUAACAUCCAAAUGAAACUUCCUCCAGAAGAGUCAGAUUGUACCUCAGAUCUCUCUCAGUGGUUCCAUUCAUCCACGACCAAGGGACUUCCGGACAACAUCCUCACGGAUUCCUGGGCAGUCACCAAGAAUGUCUCCUUCGUCUUUCAUCAUCGCAGCAAUACAACAGUCGACAAGGCUCCGAAGCUCGAUGAAGAAUCUGAAGACAAAGAGAACAAGAAGGGCAAGAAGUAUUUGUCAGAUGACGAGGAUUACGAUCCUCCUGAGCAGGAGGAUGACAAAGAUGAAGAUUUUAUUCUGUAAAUUAUAAAAUAUUGGAGAGAAUAAAUUCAGUUAUUUUUGAAA